CAUCCCCGCCCCGGCGGAGAGAGAGACGGAAGCGCGGGUGGCUCCGUGGACGCUGCGUUUCCACAGCCAGAGCAGCUGAGCCUCACGUCAGCUCCCGUGAGGGCCACUUCCUGCCACCCACAGACCUGGCCUUUGGGCUGCUCCCAAGCCAAUGAACCCCAUGAAACCUGCCCUGCCCCCCGCACCACACGGUGAUGGUCCCUUUGCUUAUGAGGCCGUGCCUUGGCAACAGAGUGCCACUCAGCCGGCAGGAUCGCUGUCCGUGGUCACGACCGUGUGGGGAGUGGGCAACGCGGCACAGAGCCAGGUUUUGGGGAACCCCAUGGGCCCUGCAGGGAGCCCCCCCGGCAGCUCAACAAUGCCUGGCAUGGCGGGCAGCAGCUCGGCUCUGAGCUCCCCGCAGUGCUUGGGACAGCCAGCAUUUGGUGAAGGCGGCGCCAGCAAGGGCUUCGUGCAGCAGGGGGUGUAUGGCCGUGGGGGCUUCACCACCGGGUAUGGCGGCCCCGGGGGGCCGGGGGGCCUGGGCCUCCCCUCCCACGCCGCGCGACCCUCCACAGACUUCACUCAAGCGGCGGCCGCCGCCGCUGUGGCUGCUGCUGCUGCCACCGCCACCGCCACUGCCACGGCCACCGUGGCCGCCCUGCAGGAGAAGCAAGGCCAGGAGCUGGGCCAGUACGGAGCGAUGGGGGCCGCACAGUCUUUUAACAGCCAGUUCCUGCAGCACGGAGGUCCUCGGGGACCCAGCGUCCCCAGCAGCAUGAACCCUGCCAGCGUGGGAGGGCUGAUGGGCCCUUCCGGCAUGAGCUCCGUGGGCAUGAACCCCACCCGGGCAGCCGGCAUGGCGCCCUUGUAUGCAGGGCAGCGCCUGCCCCAGCACGGGUACCCUGGGCCCCCCCAGGCCCAGCCGCUGCCCCGACACGGGGUCAAGAGAGCCUACUCCAGUGAGGUGUAUCCAGGGCAGCAGUACCUGCCAGGAGGCCAGUACGCACCUGGCCCCGGGCAGUCCCCUGCCCCCUCCUCCUACGCUGGUCACAGGCUGCCCCUGUCCACCUCUGGUCCCCCGGGACUGCACUACAAGCCCGCCGAGCAGUUCACCGGGCAGGGCGCCGGCUUCAGCGGGGGGAGCCUCAGCUACAGCCAGCCUGGCCUGAGUGGGCCCACCCGUUCCAUCCCUGGCUACCCCAGCUCCCCACUGCCAGGGAGCCCCACGCCACCCAUGACCCCCGGCAGCGGCGUCCCCUACAUGUCUACCAGCCAGGAUGUCAAGUCUCCCUUCCUGCCUGACCUCAAGCCCAGCGUGAGCUCCUUACACCCAUCACCCCCUGCCUGGUGGCCCUUUCGAGCUGCCGUGCUACAGGCAGUGCUGAUGGGUGGCCUGCUCGCAGGCGGCGGCCCCUGUGAUGAGCUGCGGCUGACCUUCCCCGUGCGGGACGGGGUGGUCCUGGAACCCUUCCGCCUUCAGCACAACCUGGCCGUCAGCAACCACGCCUUCCAGCUUCGCGACUCGGUCUACAGGACGCUGAUGCUAAGGCCGGACCUGGAGCUGCAGUUCAAGUGCUACCACCACGAGGACCGGCAGAUGAACACCAACUGGCCGGCCUCCGUGCAGGUCAGCGUCAAUGCCACCCCACUCACCAUCGAGCGCGGCGACAACAAGACCUCCCACAAGCCCCUAUACCUGAAGCACGUGUGCCAGCCGGGCCGCAACACCAUCCAGAUCACCGUCACGGCCUGCUGCUGCUCCCACCUGUUCGUGCUGCAGCUGGUGCACCGGCCGGCCGUCCGCUCUGUGCUGCAGGGCCUCCUGAAGAAGCGUCUGCUGCCGGCCGAGCACUGCGUCACCAAGAUAAAGCGGAACUUCAGCAGCGGCACCAUCCCCGGGCCCAACGGAGAGGAUGGGGUGGAACAGACGGCCAUCAAGGUGUCCCUCAAGUGCCCCGUCACCUUCCGCAGGAUCCAGCUCCCUGCCCGUGGCCAUGACUGUCGCCACAUACAGUGCUUCGACCUGGAGUCCUACCUGCAGCUCAACUGUGAGCGGGGGACCUGGAGGUGCCCCGUGUGCAACAAGACGGCGCUGCUGGAGGGCCUGGAGGUGGACCAGUAUAUGCUGGGCAUCCUAGUCUACAUCCAGAACUCUGACUGCGAGGAGAUCACCAUCGACCCCACGUGCAGCUGGAAGCCGGUGCCGGUGAAGCCGGACGUGCACGUCAAGGAGGAGGCGGACGGGCCGGCGCUGAAGCGCUGCCGCAGCGUGAGCCCCGCCCACGCGCUCGUGCCCAGCGUGAUGGACAUGAUCGCCGCGCUGGGGCCGGGCCCCGCCCCCUUCGCCCCCUUGCAGUCCGCCUCCGCCCCGGCCCCCGGCGACUACCCCGGCCAGGGUUCCAGCUUCCUGGGACCCAGGACCUACCCUGACUCCUUCCCGCCCACCACAGCCAGCACCCCAUCCCUUCCCGAGUUCACCCCGGGGCCACCCCCCAUCUCCUACCAGUCCGACAUUCCCAGCAGCCUCCUGACGCCAGAGAAGUCCGCUCCCUGCCUCCCAGGCCAGAUGGCGCCAGCGGGUCACCUGGACCUAGCCCACAACCCAGGGCCGCCGGGGCUCCACACACCCAACCUUGGAGGCCCCCCAGGGCCCCAGCUGCACCAUCCGAACCCUCCCCCAGCAUCCCGGCAGCCCCUGGGUCCAGUGAGCUCAGGUCCGGUUGGCGAGCUGGCCUUCAACGCAGCCACAGGCGUGAUGGGCCCCCCCUUGUCUGGGGCAGGGGAGGCCCCAGAACCGGCCCUGGAUCUGCUCCCAGAACUGACCAACCCUGAUGAGCUGCUGUCCUACCUGGGCCCGCCUGACCUCCCCGCGAACAGCAACGAUGACCUGCUGUCUCUCUUCGAGAACAACUGAUCCUGCCCAGCCCCACUGCACACCUGGAGCCGCUUGCCCUACCCCUGCUGGGAGGGGACCCGGGCAGUGGCCCUGCCCUCACCCAGCUGGCGGCUGCAAGGGAUUUUCAGGAGACCACGUCCAGCCCAGCCCAGCCCAUCCCCAGCGCCGGCCCCGCCCCUCAUCCACACCCCGCCCCCUCUGGGCCGGGCCACGCCCCCAUAACUGCCAUUGACCUUGCAGGCCCCCCACCCUCACCCUCACCCAAAUCCUGCCCCUCGGAGCCCGGCCCGCCUUGCGGGCCCCCAGAACCUCCGUGUGUCCGGCGAUGACCCCAAAACCCGUGCGGCCUCCCUGGGUCCCCCUUCCCCCCGGCUGCGGGCAGAGCCUGAGGUGCAGCACACUGCUUGGAGCGGAUGCCGUGGGCGGUGGUCCUGCGGGCGCUCCCCAGCCUGGGUGUCCUUGUAAACGUGCAGUCAGCCCCGCCGCGUUUUUAAAGCCAACUCCCGUGUUCCCUCUCCCCCACCCACCCCUGUGCCGCGCCGGUGGGGCGCCGCCCCGCCUGCCCCCUCCAUUAAAGGAUUCCCCACGGUG
Molecule: messenger RNA, 3469 nt
Organism: Hipposideros armiger (great roundleaf bat)
Lineage: Eukaryota; Metazoa; Chordata; Mammalia; Chiroptera; Hipposideridae
Gene: ZMIZ2
Product: zinc finger MIZ-type containing 2
Exons: 19
Coding region: 152-2896 (914 amino acids)
Biological process (GO): protein sumoylation; regulation of transcription by RNA polymerase II
Cellular component (GO): chromatin
Molecular function (GO): zinc ion binding; SUMO ligase activity
Source: RefSeq, a predicted model, not a curated record